Messenger RNA from Octopus bimaculoides (California two-spot octopus), 1850 nucleotides. RefSeq names its product RAB7A-interacting MON1-CCZ1 complex subunit 1. The record is from RefSeq and is a predicted model, not a curated record. Gene Ontology annotation, biological process: mitophagy. NCBI's taxonomy places the organism in Eukaryota, Metazoa, Mollusca, Cephalopoda, Octopoda, Octopodidae.
AUAUCUGUCUAUGCUGGAGUUAAAUAUAAUCGUAUGAUCCAAACAGACAGCAUAAUGGCUGCUCCUUGUUGUCAUCCGAACGAGAAGUCUUUAACAGUUGUAAAUUCACUCCAAACACUCGCUUCUGAUUGCAACAGGAUGCUGAAAACGAAUAAUAAUGCAGAUAAUUAUGAAAAGAAUGAAACUUUGUCUAGAUGCAGUCUGAUGUGUAAUGAAGGAUUGUCUGGGAAUAUCUCGUUGAAACAUCAGCUUCAGCUCUUUGCUAAGGCUAUGCUUGAUUUCACUUUUUACACAGAAUCUAUCCUGACAAAAACAGAUUUUCCAGAACAUUCUAGUGAAGAGAAGGUGAGAGAUCUACUGAAACAACUUGAAAAACCAGUGGAGUUGUGUCAGGAAUUGUUUCCUCAAGAACAGGUUGGUGAGAUCUUAGGUGCAGAAAUAUAUGAAUGCAUCUGUUGGCGCCAGGGUGCAUUGCUGUACAUGUACUGCAGUACUGUUAACGAUGAUGCAGAGAGACGGAAUAGAACAAGAGACAUGUUUGAUCAGAAUCUUUUGAAAGGAAUUCAUUAUCUGUCGAAGAUGUUUCUGGUGAGAAAAUGCCAGGAUAAUGAGGAAUUCCAAAGUAACUGCCAGCACACUAUUAAUUUAAUCAAAAAAGGUAUUUAUUCGGACACCCAUCUUCUGAGUUUGAUGUACAAAGGUGACCUGUGUAACUGGUAUCUACAGUCAUGUGGCACAGAAACAAGCCAAGGCGUCGACAGAUCAAUUGAUGUCAUAUCCGAAGGAAGAACAGCUUUAGAAACAUUCAUCCAAAUCACAGAUGGACCCUUAAAGAACCAAGGUUGGUCAUCAGAAAGGGCCAAAGAACUCCUUAAAGGUCCUCAAUUUACUCGUUAAACGGAUGCAUAACUUUGAUGGUUAUUUUCGGCCCCUGAAACAUGAAGAUGGAGUUGAAGCAAAUGUUUUUUAUUCUGCCAUCUGUUCUUCUAUGACAAAGUAACAACAUUUCAGUGAAAUAUUUGUAAAUCAUGUAAAAAAGAAAAAAAGGAGUGUUUAAGAAAUGAGAAAGCCUUGUUAAGAAGGGAUUCAACAAAUUGAAUCAAUCUUGCUACAUUACUGGUACUUAGUUAUUUGUUGUUAUUUAGACAAUCAAACAGACCCAUGAUCAAAUACAUUCUAGCCAUGACCAUCUAGUAUUUUUGUAGAGCCAAGAUUACAUUGUCCAAUGUUUUUAUUUUUUCGAGGUGGUAGGAUAUAGUUUAAGGGAGAUUUGGCUGCUAUUUUUAGCAAGUCAAGAACUUUAUAGAAGCUCCUUUGGCUCUACUGUUAUUUUGUUGACCUAAGCAAGACAAAAGGUUGGCUCUGACAGAAUUUGAACUCUGAAGUUGAAAAUACAGUCUCGGUCAGCUUUGAAUGUGUUUGCUGAAACAGUAAAGUAAUGGUUCUAUCAUGUUAAUAGUAUUUAAUGUAACUUGUUAGUUCAAAUCUCCAGUAAUAUAGUGUAGAUGAUUCAAAUUCCUGCUUGUUCUUCCCUGCAACACUGGAACCUGUGUCUGUAAAACAAAUGGUUAUUAGACAUUAGAAUGUCUGUUCGUUGUUAGAUUUUUUUUUUUCUGUCAGAGAAAAGAAUUUAAUUUUAUCAAAUAUUUUGUUUAUUAAAUAUAUAUCUAUUAAAUUGUUAUGAACAUUCAUGGGAAUAUUUCCAAGCGAUACCACUGCUGCCCUCGACUGCCUUGGUAACUGGGGUCUCACCGAGUUGUGGCUGCAAACCCUGCCAAGAUCUCUGUGCCAGGAAUUCUCCUGCAAAAUUACAAAAUACAUUUUUGAGAAAAUAAAACUAUUACAUCACA